GUGACGUUGAUUUAUAAACAGUCUAGCUGUAGCUCGUCUAGAAAAGUACUUUUUGAUGAAAGACGGUUUUCCGAAAGCUCGUAUCACACUCCGCCGGUGGAAACGCCAAUUCUACCGUCACCCAAAGCGCCGAUAAAAUUAAAAAAGCUUCCAAAGAGAGGAGAUUUGAGGCCGAAAAAGUUACAGUACACUGUUGAAGAAGUGGCAGACAGUAUGGACAGCCGCAUACAAAUCCAUUCAGAUCAAUUAAACGCGUUAUCUUUCAUACAACAUGCACCCGAGCCAAACAAGUCCCAGUUCUCGCAAAAGCAAACAUGUCAGCUUCACCCUAAAUUAAAUAAGACUAAAAAACGUCACGACGAGAAAGAAAACAUGGUCGUGUCAGGCGACCAUAAUGUCGUGCGAACAUCUUCCGUACUUAGGUGUAUAAAUAAUGAUAAAAAACUGCAUCCAACCAAGAUUAGAAAUACUGAUGUUAAAGAGAAAUUGACACAUUACCGCGUAUAACAGUGUACGUUAGCUGUUGAUUUAAUUAAUCAUAAGUAUGUUACCAUUAAGAGAUUAUAAUAAGGAUUGUAUAAUAUAACUCUUAUUUUAUAAAGUGACACAUUUAUAAUGAGUAAAAUUUAUGCAAACUUAAAUACUUAAACACUCCAUCUCAUUAUAAUGGUACACUACUAUUCUUCAGUACAUACUUGAUCUAAAUGAGGAAGUAUUGUUUCAGUGUGAGAAAAUUUGUAAGAAACACUCACGUGGUUACAAUACAGAAAGAAUGUUAGUUUCUUGGUUGAGAGUUGAAGCAGAAAAAAUAAAAAAUGAAAUACAAUGUACCAAACAUUUGGUAUUAUGAAAUGAA
This is a messenger RNA of Ceratina calcarata, 856 nucleotides long. RefSeq lists its product as uncharacterized. The transcript has a single exon. The annotation marks the transcript as partial. NCBI's taxonomy places the organism in Eukaryota, Metazoa, Arthropoda, Insecta, Hymenoptera, Apidae. The record is from RefSeq and is a predicted model, not a curated record.